ACGCUCCGCAGCGAGCAACCACUUCUUUUCAGGGACUUUUAUUUGUGUCUCCGAGCUGAGAGCAGCUUCCAGUCCGGCUGCGCACAUUCAGACACACUGAGCAAAAAAAGAGCGAGAGGCGUUUGUCCUUUUCGAGGAGGACGAGCAGCGGACAGCAGCUACCUGACAGGAUGAGGGGGAACCUGCGGGGAAUGGACCUGGGGGAGUCGUCUGGUGGCGCGGAACAUGCCACCGGGAUGUAAACACGCGCCCAUCGAUCGCUAAUCCGCAAGUGUUUUCCGUCGCCAUGGUGACGCCACGUGAGCGCUCCCUCUUGCUGACUCACCUGCUCCAGCUGCUCCUCGUCCCUGUCACCCGGUCCCUUCUUCUUCCGCCUCCUCACCCUGCGCCCGUUCACGUGCCCGCGCUCAUCCCUCGUGCGCCGACGCCUCUCAUCCGCUCCCGCUUCAGCGCUCGGACCCAGCUGGCCCUCACGACCCGUUGCAACUCCAGCUGCUUCCACCGGGGCGAGCGGGGGGACCAGACGCGGCAGCUCACGGAGAAGCUGGCCUUCGAGACGCUGUACGCCGACGGCUCACGCACCCUCACCGCCGUGCGCGUGGAGGGCGACGAGGAGCCGGACGGAGGUCCCCGGAGAGGAGGGCCGAGGACGAGGCCCGGGCGCAAACGCGUGAGAAGACAGAUCUACGGAGCGGACGGACGCUUCAACAUCCAAGGGGACCACUUCCUGCUGGAUUACCCGUUUUCCACGGCCGUGCGCAUCUCCACCGGCUGCACGGGUGUGCUCGUGUCCCGGCAACACGUGCUCACGGCCGCCCACUGCGUGCACGAUGGGAAGGAUUAUGUCAAGGGCGCGCGUAAACUCAGGGUGGGCUUCCUGAUCCCUCCGUCCAUCAACGGCACGAAUGGCGGCCACGCGUCUCCCAAGAGGCCUCUGGUCCGCUGGGUGCGCGUGAGACGUACGCGCGUGCCCAAGGGCUGGAUCCAGGGCCCUCAGGAGGUCAGCAUGGACUUCGAUUACGCCCUGCUGGAGCUGCGUUGGCCUCACCGACGUCCCUUCAUGCGCCUCGCCGUGACCCCGUCCCCUGACGACCUGGCCGGGAAUCGCAUCCACUUCUCCGGCUUUGACAGCGACAGAUCCGGGGAGCUGGUGUACCGAUUCUGUGCCGUGGAAGAGGAGUCCAGCGACCUGAUAUACCAGCAUUGCGACGCACGACCCGGAGCCAGCGGCUCAGGGGUGUACGGGAGAGUGUGGGACAACAGUCUGGAGCGCUGGGAGAGAAAGGUCAUCGGCAUUUUCUCUGGACACCAGUGGCUGGAGAUCGAUGGAGAGAACCGGGAUUACAAUGUGGCCGUACGAAUCACUCCUCUGAAGUUCGCUCAGAUCUGUUACUGGGUGCAUGGAAACCGACCAGACUGUGUCCACGAUUAAGAGGGGACCUACCCACGCACGAAGUGUACAAAGAAGAGUGCAACAAGAUCAAAUAGAGGAAAAGCACCCUUCUGUGAAACACAUCACCCUCUCUCUCUUAAACCCUCCUGUGAGAUCAUCACAUCUAUUCAUGACGUAUUAGCAUAUUAACUUAAGACAGUUUUCAUAAGGGGGAAAAAACACUGUCAGUAGCAGCAGAUUAUUUUCCUUCAGUGGAUGACAGCAGUCUAACGACUGAGUUUUGAGGAAUUUAGUGUUAUGCUUUUUAAGAAUAAUUUGGUCUGCAUUCACACCUUCAUAAUACAAAGAACAAUUAAACCACUGAUGCUCCUUCUAACGUGGACUGGAGCGUUAACUUUAUUUUUUUGAGAAAUGUUUUAUAUUUUAUUAAAGAGAUUUAUAACUUCGUGCCUGGGCUUUUCUUUGACAUAAAGAGUGAGGUGGUGGCGUCCUCUUGUGGUUGGAACAGGUAAUGCAUUUGAAUUUAAGAGCACUUUGCUUCAAAUGAUUCUGAAUGAUAAGAAAAAUCAAUCCAAUUUCCCAAAAGGAAAACAAAUUCACCCGUCCAUAGAUGUCAGAUGUAAAUAUUUGAACGGGAUCAUUUAAAUUGAUUCAAUUUGUGAUUUACAACAUAGUGAUGUCUGACAUUUUGGACAUAACAAUUGACACAUUUUAUAAUGAAUAUAGAAGUUAGUCCUACGAUAAAGGGACCAGCACGCUUAAGCUAAUUAUUUGUGCAGUAAAACAAUGACAAUCUAAUUACAUUUUGAUGAAUGCCAUCCUGCAUAACCAUAAGUAAGAGCAGAACAAGUCAGUAGUUUAGUGCUUUUUAUUAGAGAUAAGGAGACGAUACAAAACAUCCACCAUUCAAUAUUCAGUCUAAACUCUGCUCGCCGCUCUUUCAUUUACACAUCGCUCCCAUCAGACCGUCAUAACACCAACGAUUUUAAUUCAAGAAGAUCCUGGUUUAACAAGUACAAGGAAUGUUGACUGUUAACUACAUAAGAAAAAAGGAAUCACUCAAAUUUGGAAUUUGCCUGUUGAAGAGAAAAUAAAACAAAUACAAAAGAAUAUAUAUAUUUAACCAUGUUCCCUCCAGAUACAGUUUUGAUAGAUCUUAUGAAUUAGUCAAUACAACUAGUCUCAACUAACACUUACAAAACUUAAACUAGAAGUUUGGCAAAACAAAAAAAUGUAGUUUGAGUGAUUAUUUGAGAAAACUAAAAAGCUGUUAUUGUCUGUACUUUUAUCUGCAACCAUUCAAAUGGAACAAAAAUAAAACGAACAAAACCCUGUAUUUAAAGAUGAACAAUAUGUGUAUUUAAGCUUUAACGUUGUCAUCAUCAUCCUUCCUCUGUUUUAUCUUAAUGUUUUUCCUUUGUUUAUGUUUUGUUCAUAUUCUUUAUGUUGCGUGAUGUGGAUUGACAGUCUGCAUUUGCGGAUUUCUUUUUGUUGUGUUUUUUUUUUUUAAACUUU
Pungitius pungitius (ninespine stickleback) is the source of this 2908-nucleotide messenger RNA. RefSeq names its product serine protease 23 (gene prss23). Gene Ontology annotation, molecular function: serine-type endopeptidase activity. NCBI's taxonomy places the organism in Eukaryota, Metazoa, Chordata, Actinopteri, Perciformes, Gasterosteidae. The record is from RefSeq and is a predicted model, not a curated record. Gene Ontology annotation, biological process: proteolysis. The transcript has 2 exons. Bases 287 to 1432 code for a protein of 381 amino acids.